CUGGCUUGCCGAACAACCUCCUCGUGGUGCCAGCUGAGUGGUUCGGGUUUUUCCCGUUCCAGCAAAUGGUUCGGCGGCAGUGUUCCAGGACGUGGUGGGUUUUCGCCUGGCAAGCGUUCUCCCUAUAAAAAGCCACAAAUGUCUGUUUAACAACACUGCGACGUGGCGGAUGUGACUCGCCACUAAAUAAAGUCACUGCCCCUUGCCCCUCCCUGAGAGGCAUUGUACUUCAAGGGUGCGUUGGGCCCCUGGUCCUUCACGGACCGAAAGGCGUAUGAACCAUCUAUUUGGUCACCGGCUCCCAACGGGUUGCGACGCCCUCACAUCGCCCUGCUGCCUUGUAGGUUAGAUCUUUGAUCAAAGGCUCGGGGUAGGGCCCCCUAAGACAACCCUCUACUUCGGCCUGGGCAACCGGGUAGUAUCACGCCCACUGACGAAUCAUGGACCACACUGCUUACUACUGCUCUUGCUAUGCCUAUCAUCUCUGCUAACUCAACUCCUCAACCUCCACUCACAGAUCACCCCACCUCCCGUCCUUCACCUAUAUGUACUCUUAUGUCUUCUUCGGUCACCGUCACAAACGACCCACGUCUCGCAACUGAUGGAAGUAACAGCCAAACUCCCGGUUUUCAAUGUCCUGCGAUCGCAACCGUCUCUCACUCCACCGAAGCUCCAGCUCUUCUUCGACCUGGUUCUCCAUUCAUCCUCGCAGCGUUUAAUGUUCGAACUUUGAUGCAGAUCGGACGACAAGCAUGUCUGGCCCGUACUCUUGAAACGCUCUCGGUAGACAUCUGUUGCCUUUCAGAGACCAGAUUACAAGACUCUAGCGCCGUCAUCAGAAUGGCCUCUCCGGUAAACCCUGACGCCAAAUACCACUUGCGGCUUUCCGGAGACCCAGAAGCUGCCGCCUCUGGCCAAGCUGGUGUUGGGGUUGCACUGAGUGCCAGGGCUGAAUCAGCUCUGCUUGACUGGAUCCCAGUCAACAGUCGGCUAUGCGCAGUCCGAUUAAGAGGUUCAUGUAAUGUAAGCAGGCGUCGAGACGUUAAGCGUGCCUUGUUUGUCGUCUCCGCCUACGCCCCUACAGACUGCAGCCCGGAUGCAGUCAAGGAUAGCUUUUACCAGCAGCUACAUGAACUUCUGCGUUCCUCCAAAAGGACUGAUAUAGUCAUUCUUGCCGGGGACUUUAACGCACGGGUGGGCCGCCUUCCACCAAGCGAGCACCACCUUGGGGGUAGUUUUGGCCUCGGUGGCAGUCGAUCAGACAAUGGAGACAGACUGCUUGCUCUUUGCUCUGAUCAUCGCUUGUUUCUUUCGAGCACUAGUUUUCGGCACUCGAGGAGACACACUGCUACCUGGCGCCCGCCCUCACAAACGCAAGAGUGCUCCCAGCUUGACCACAUAGCAAUCAGCUACAGAUGGCGCGGAAGCGUAACGGACUGCCGAUCGUACUGGUCAACUUAUCUAGACUCCGAUCACGCAUUGGUUCGUGCUAAGAUUUGCAUGCGUUUCGGAGGAUCACCCAAGCGCGCUCACUACCGACCGGACGUCGCAAAUCUACAAAACCCUGCGAUUUUAACCAGGUACCAAGCCUCACUGUCAACAUUGCUUGGCUCAACUAUUGACGGUGACCUCGAUUCGCAGUGGGCGCAGAUCAAAGAUGCCUUAGUUUCCGCCAGUAUCGACACUUGUGGAGUUGCCCGUCACCCACCGAAGCAUUGGAUUUCCGCCGUCUCCUUGUCGCUGAUGGACAAACGCCGCUUGAUCCCGUCGGAUUCCAGACACAGUGAAGAACGCCAAUCCCUGGUCGAGAGUUGCGCAGGAGUCUGCAAAUGGACCGCGAAGCUUGGUGGUGUGAACGUGCUAGGGAGAUGGAGCUUGCUAGUCUCUCUGGUAAUACCAGAAAACUUUUCCAUCUCAUUCGAGUCACCGAAGGUGUUCGAUCUGGUAUAAGUGAAACAAUAUGCGAAGAGGAUGGCACCUUAAUCACCAAUCUUCAACGACGGUUGGAGCGAUGGGCCGAACAUUUUGGCUCGCAGUUUUGUUGGCCCCCAGCUCCAUCUGCUACCUCUGGCGCUCGCACUGGUGCCGAGUGGUCUACCCCACAGAUCCUCCCUCUUACCAGGAAAUCGAGCAGGAGCUCCGCC
Messenger RNA from Dicrocoelium dendriticum, 2144 nucleotides. NCBI's taxonomy places the organism in Eukaryota, Metazoa, Platyhelminthes, Trematoda, Plagiorchiida, Dicrocoeliidae. The record is from the annotation of a GenBank genome assembly.